Molecule: messenger RNA, 1406 nt
Organism: Populus trichocarpa (black cottonwood)
Lineage: Eukaryota; Viridiplantae; Streptophyta; Magnoliopsida; Malpighiales; Salicaceae
Product: COP9 signalosome complex subunit 5a
Exons: 6
Coding region: 68-1168 (366 amino acids)
Biological process (GO): protein deneddylation
Cellular component (GO): COP9 signalosome; cytoplasm
Molecular function (GO): metallopeptidase activity; protein binding; deNEDDylase activity
Source: RefSeq, a predicted model, not a curated record
CUUAUCUUAACCCCCACACUCCCCGCUUCUACUACAUAAACCCUCCCUCAUCUCUAUCGAAAACACCAUGGAUCCCUACCCUUCUUCUUCCAUAGCCAAAAAGACCUGGGAACUCGAAAACAACAUAAUACCUAUCGACACAGCAACCCCGACAACAACAGACACUUCUUCUUCUUCUUCUUCAUCGGACGCGAUUUUUUACUUCGAUGAAGCAGCACAAGCGAAGUUCCAGAAAGAAAAACCGUGGUCUAAUGAUCCGAAUUAUUUUAGAAGAGUGAAGAUAUCUGCACUUGCGUUGUUGAAGAUGGUUGUACAUGCUCGAUCAGGUGGGACUAUUGAAGUUAUGGGAUUAAUGCAAGGGAAAACUGAUGGGGAUUCUAUAAUUGUUAUGGAUGCCUUUGCUCUUCCUGUUGAAGGGACUGAGACGAGAGUUAAUGCUCAAGCUGAUGCUUAUGAGUAUAUGGUUGAUUAUUCUCAGACUAAUAAACAGGCUGGACGUUUGGAGAAUGUAAUUGGGUGGUAUCAUUCACAUCCUGGCUAUGGAUGCUGGCUUUCGGGUAUUGAUGUUUCAACCCAAAUGCUUAACCAGCAAUUUCAGGAGCCGUUUUUGGCAGUUGUUAUUGAUCCAACAAGAACUGUCUCAGCUGGGAAAGUAGAGAUUGGGGCAUUCAGGACAUAUCCAGAAGGAUACAAACCUCCAGAUGAUCCUGUUUCUGAAUAUCAAACUAUUCCUCUUAAUAAGAUCGAAGACUUUGGAGUCCAUUGCAAACAGUAUUAUUCUUUGGACAUCACAUAUUUCAAGUCUUCUCUUGAUUGUCACCUCUUGGAUCUUUUGUGGAACAAAUACUGGGUGAAUACGCUUUCAUCUUCACCUCUCUUGGGUAAUGGAGACUAUGUUGCAGGACAAAUUUCUGAUUUAGCUGAGAAGCUGGAGCAUGCAGAGAAUCAAUUGGCACAUUCUCGAUUGGGACCAUUAAUGACUCCUCAAAGAAAGAAAGAUGAAGAAUCUCAACUUGCUAAAAUUACUCGUGAUAGUGCUAAGAUAACUGUGGAGCAAGUUCAUGGCCUAAUGUCGCAGGUUAUCAAGGACAUCUUGUUCAACUCCGUUCAUCAAUCAAACAGAUCUCAGACGGAGCCAUCUGGCCCUGAACCAAUGGUUGAAACCUGAUUGAUGUUGAUUUCCUCCUUGGUGCAGCAACUGAUGGAUGUUCCUUUUUUCUGCAGAGCAGGUUAAAAUUGAAAAUUGACGGUGAAAUUGGAAUUUUUUCCUUCAACUUUAGAGGCAGAUGUAAAUCGUAUCAGCUUCCUUCAUUGUUUUAUUCGGAAUUUAAGCUUUUGUUUGUUUUGGCAAUUUACAUGUCUUCAACUCAGUGACAAGGUAAUUUAAAUAUAGGAACCAUUAACAA